Naegleria fowleri is the source of this 2640-nucleotide messenger RNA. RefSeq lists its product as uncharacterized. The transcript has 6 exons. Gene Ontology annotation, molecular function: SNARE binding. Gene Ontology annotation, cellular component: exocyst. The record is from RefSeq and is a predicted model, not a curated record. Bases 1 to 2640 code for a protein of 879 amino acids. Gene Ontology annotation, biological process: exocytosis; exocyst localization. Lineage: Eukaryota; Heterolobosea; Eutetramitea; Acrasida; Naegleriidae.
AUGAACAACAGCCUUACUGGAGAGCAAGGUUUCGAUUAUGGAAGCACCAUUGAGCGAGUGAAGCGGUUUGCAGUGGCCCUUGCCGAAACGGAGUUACAAUCAUCCAAAUCGUUGGAAAAUGUGGCUGCGGAAAUUCAAAAUAUACAAAACAACAAUACUCUGCUGCAUAAUCAAAUUACAACAUUGUGUUCAGCUCAGAUUGAGGAAGCUCAACGUGCCUUAUUAUUGAUCAAUUCAUCUCAAAGUAUUCUUAAAGGUGUAAAAUCAGAAUUUGCAGGUCUUAAAGAGAAGGCCAGAAAGGGACAAGAAAUUAUCAAGUGCUAUUCAACGAUUCGGAAAGCAUUUUCAAUUUUGAACAUGAUCGGAAAGACAAGAGAGUGGAUUGCUAGGCUUCUCCAUCUCAGAAAAGAAGUAUUCCAGAUGAAACAAAUAUUGAGGAGCGAGUUGGAGAAACUUAUGAAUCAAGAAGAAGAAGUUGAGACUGAUGAAGAUGAUGAAUUUGAUGAGGAAGUCGAUCUAAGCCAAUUUGGUUUUGAGGAAACUGACUUUAAUGACGAAGAUCCACACAAUGUAUUGAUUGCAAUUUAUGAAAGAUUAUGCGGAUUGGAAGACUUUAGGUUAAAAGCACUCGAUGAAACGUCCAACAAUCCUCAAAGCAUGCAAGUAUUUUCAAAAUAUUUGUCCAUAAUUGACUCUGUGAUGCAUUUGUUUAAUAAGGUCAUGGAGAAGCACUUUGAGAAUGCGGUAGGAUUGUCACAUGAAGAACCAGAAAAACUAAUUCAGGUCAUUAGAAUUAUGGAAAGAGAUGAAAAGAGAAAAAAGAUAGUUGAAGCGGAUUCUUUAACAUCCCACGACACCGUUGAACCAACUUUAAGAUAUUCAUACAAAAACUAUCGACAAAUGUGUUUUGACUCUAUCGAAAGAUAUGUCCAAAACUCUUUGAGGUAUGAAGUCGGAAAUGACGAAAACAUUGAGGACGUCAUGGACAAGAUGAAAAAUCUUGUCGAGUCUGAAUUGGAAACAAUUGAGAAACAUCUAGUUGUAUGCUUUCCUUCUAAAUACAACAUUUUUGAAAAAUGUGUGGAAUUUUUCGACAAUGAGGUUCGACACAUUUUAGGUCACUACAUCACCGAUGACACAGAUAAUAUUACAAGAUCACAAAUACUUAAAUGGCUCAUUGAAUACCCAGAAAUUUAUGAUCCGUACCUUGACUCUCUCGAAAAUGUGGAAAUAGACUAUUCUGGUAUGAUCACAGACCUUAAAACCACAAUUAAUAUUACUUUCUUUAAAUCUAUUAUGGAAUGGAGAGAAAAGCUUGUUCAAAACCUUUUUAAUACGAUUUGUAAAGAUAACUCCGAUGAAAAAGGUUUUUUAGUACAGGGUGACAUUUUAUAUACAUACGGACCCAUAGAUUUUUUUACUACCCUGGAUCAAGCAUUACAAUCAAUCUCUCAAUGUGGACAAAAAGAUCUCAUGGAACAAAUAUCAUUUGCUAUAAGACAAACAUUGACCGAUUACACUGCAAACUUGAAGGACGGCGUUAACAAGCAUAUUGAUAAAAUCACAAUUAAGAGAUUAAUAGCCCUCACCAAUGACUGCACCAAAUGCAUUUUGUUUACUCAAGAUCUGCAGGACCAAAUCGCUGAGAUGUUGCCUGACUUGGAGAUGGAUAAAAUCACGAUGGAAGAAGUGCUGAGUGGCUUUUCCAGCCUUUCCAAAGAACUUGUAAAUACCUUGUGCCAAAGAUUCAUAUCCAAAAUUGACCCCUAUCUUGAGAAAAUAUUUACCAAGGAAUGGUACACCGAAAAGGGAGAACGAACAUGUGUAACAGAAGCUUUAGAAUUGUUGCAAAAUGACAUUCAAUUACCAAUCGAUUUUAUGGAAUGGGAAAAAGUGGUCGCCAUAGUCACCAAAGUAUUUACUCAUUUUGUAACCAGGUACAUUGACGCGUUUAUGACAAAGAAGUUUGUCUUAACCAAAGAAGAACGAGAGGUUGUGAAGUCUGAAAUUGCAGCCAGCAUUGCAUUUUUACCUCCUGAAGACGAUAAUGGUUGGGUUUCCACCAUUGUAAAACCUCUGAGACUGAUUGAGGAUGUCUUUGAUACCAUUGAUGACGAGGAUUUACUUCAAUGCAUGUCUGAAGCAACCAGUACUUAUCCAGAUCUGGGAGAGAUUGUGUUUGAAACGUUUGUGAAGAAAGCCGGUUUUUCAAAGGACAGCACCGAGCUUUACCUAUCCACCAUCUCACAAUUUUUCAAAGCAAAGAGUAAGCUUACUCAAAGAAAACAUGACAAGAAGUCCUUGUUUGGAGUGUAUAACCCCAAGGUUGAGGAAGACAAAUCCACAACAAAAUCAGAUUCUGUCAAAGAAAGGAAAACGGAGAAGAGAGAAAAGAUCAAAAAGAAAAAAUCUCUUCGAAGAAUAUUUUCUUCACAAACAGAACAACCCAAGUCAUUUUCUGCAGGUUUAAUCGACUCAUCAAUUCCAGAUGAUGAUGAGGACGAGCCAUUGCCCUCAAAACCUACGACAGGUAAUAGCAGUCCAGUGUCGGUUAUUCCUCCUGCAAGCGCAUCAGAAAAGAAGAAAACAGAUUCUGGUGGUGUCACCGAGAUGAACUUGCUGGACUAUUUGGAUGAUUGA